Messenger RNA from Paracoccidioides lutzii Pb01, 306 nucleotides. RefSeq lists its product as hypothetical. The coding region runs from base 1 to 306 and encodes 101 amino acids. The record is from RefSeq and is a predicted model, not a curated record. The transcript has 2 exons.
AUGAAACGUCUUAAAAAAUCUCUUAAGGCAUUGGUUUGCCUUGAAAGCGUCACCAUUGCAGUGAGGAUCCCAAGCGAGACAAACAAGCAGGAAUUGGUAAAGAUCAUGUCACUAGGCGAUUCAAUAACCGCCUCUCCGCUUCAGGAGGCUAAUAUCACCGAUACGGAUUUCGUAGGGAGCCUACUUCUGAUUCGAAUACGACAGCGAGAACGAGGGCCACAGAAAGCGUUGCUAAAAGUCUCGUUCUUCUACGGGUUGAAAGAGAGCAAAGCCAGAUAUUGUCAUGAUGCAUCUAGGCACGAAUGA